AGAAAAACCCGGAACUUCUGAGAGUGCAAGAAAGAGCGCCUGCAUUCAAUUUGAAAAGAACGAACGACGUCAGGUAGUAAUACUGAUCUGGAAUCAGCACCCUCAACUGGUCGGUCAUGAGUUUUGCUCCGAGUCCGUUCACCCCCAUGGGCAUUCACAGCAUUCAAGAGCAGCGGGACCGCUGGGAGAGGAAGAGGAGCCGCACAGCCCGUGAGCUAGUCCAGAGUGAAAAAAGCUACUGCCACCAGCUGGAUCUAAUCGUCACGUACUUUGUGGAGAUCUUGAAGGCCAAAGGAACCCUCAGGCAGGACAUUAGAGAAAGCAUCUUCAGUUCAAUUAAAUCCAUUCAUUUAAUAAACCAGACCCUACUCACUCAUCUAGAGCUGGGGAGGUUUGGUGUCGGGUUUGAGGAGUUCUGCGCUCAUCUGCAGCUGUAUAACACUUACGUUGACAACAUUCAGACGGCUAAAAAAGUCCUCUUGGUUCAGGUGAAGAAAAGCAAAGCCUUCAGACGGUUUAAAAAGCUCCAGGAGUCGAGGCCUGAGUUCAGUCAGCAGAAACUUGAGGACUUGCUAACGCUUCCACUUCAGCGUAUCCAGCAGUACAAGCAUUUCUUGAGGGACUUGACAGAGAACACCGGUCCAGACAACCCAGAGUUUCAGCAGCUUUCAAAGGCAGUGAAAGCCGUCUCAGAGGUGGCCCAGCGGAUCCAGGACAACGCUCGCAGCCAUGAGAACCACCUUCAGCUGCGCAGAGUACAGAAACAGCUGAAGGGCCGAAAGACCAGAAUCCUGACUCCAGGGAGGUGGUAUAUUCGGGAAGGCUGGCUGAAGACAGUGCCCCCUAAAGGCACGGAGGCAAAACCUAAGAUGUUUUACCUGUUCUCUGACAUCCUGCUCCAGGCCAAACCGUGCAGUCCCAUACAUCCUACCAAUGGGGAUAAGUUUGCCUGCCAGCGAAUCUACCCAUUAAAAGAGUGCACAGUGGACAAAGUCUUCGGCCACACCAAAAGCCAGGGAGGCCUUAUUAGUUUGACCUUCGCCAGGGCCAAACUACUUCUAAUGUCAGAUGAUCAGGUGGACAUUAAUGAUUGGUACCGUAGCCUCUGCUUGGCAAUCGGGUGAGUAUAUUGGUCAACAC
Molecule: messenger RNA, 1140 nt
Organism: Carassius auratus (goldfish)
Lineage: Eukaryota; Metazoa; Chordata; Actinopteri; Cypriniformes; Cyprinidae
Product: rho guanine nucleotide exchange factor 39-like
Exons: 9
Coding region: 117-1124 (335 amino acids)
Biological process (GO): positive regulation of cell migration
Cellular component (GO): plasma membrane
Molecular function (GO): guanyl-nucleotide exchange factor activity
Source: RefSeq, a predicted model, not a curated record